Molecule: messenger RNA, 1807 nt
Organism: Glycine soja
Lineage: Eukaryota; Viridiplantae; Streptophyta; Magnoliopsida; Fabales; Fabaceae
Product: lysine histidine transporter 1-like
Exons: 9
Coding region: 173-1573 (466 amino acids)
Cellular component (GO): plasma membrane
Source: RefSeq, a predicted model, not a curated record
UCUUCUAUCUAUGGAAAUUUCAUAAACGCGUAAAUAAUUAUUAUUAUUAACUCAAACAAUUAAAUUAAAUUGCCGGCUAGCGUUAUGCUCAUUCUGUCAACACUCGGAUGGAUUAUUCUUGAGAGUCUUUUUCAGAAGCAGUAAGACACAAAAGUGCAUAUACUUCACAACCAUGGGAACCGAGACUCCAACGAGUGGAAAUCCUAUUGCUUCAGGGGCAGAAAAGGUUGCUUUCCCAGCAGCAGAGCAGAUUGAUAAAAGAACAGCGGAGCAGAAGGCAAUUGAUGAUUGGCUUCCCAUAACUUCUUCAAGGAACGCAAAAUGGUGGUACUCAGCUUUUCACAACGUCACUGCCAUGGUUGGAGCUGGUGUUCUAAGCCUUCCUUCUGCCAUGGCAAGUCUUGGAUGGGGUCCUGGGGUGGUGAUUCUUGUAUUGUCAUGGAUAAUCACACUCUACACACUAUGGCAAAUGGUGGAGAUGCAUGAGAUGGUCCCUGGGAAAAGGUUUGACAGGUACCAUGAGCUGGGGCAGCAUGCCUUUGGGGAGAAGCUAGGCCUGUGGAUUGUGGUGCCACAGCAACUGAUAUGUGAAGUUGGUGUGGACAUUGUGUACAUGGUCACUGGAGGAAAAUCACUGCAGAAAAUCCAUGACCUUGUGUGCCAACACAGAAAAGAUUGCAAAAACAUCAAGACCACUUACUUCAUCAUGAUCUUUGCUUCUGUUCAUUUUGUCCUCUCUCACCUUCCCAACUUCAAUGCCAUCUCUGGAAUCUCCUUGGCUGCAGCAAUCAUGUCUCUCAGCUACUCAACCAUUGCAUGGGUGGCUUCCGUGGACAAAAGAGUUCAUAAUCACGUAGAUGUGGCUGUUGAGUAUGGCUACAAAGCCAGCACUUCAGCAGGAAACGUUUUCAAUUUUUUCAAUGCCUUAGGAGAUGUUGCUUUUGCCUACGCUGGACACAACGUGGUGUUGGAGAUUCAAGCAACCAUCCCUUCCUCCCCAGAGAAGCCAUCAAAAGGUCCCAUGUGGAGGGGGGUGCUAAUAGCAUAUUUAGUUGUGGCCUUGUGCUACUUCCCUGUUGCUCUCAUUGGCUAUUGGGUGUUUGGUAAUUCCGUUGAUGACAACAUCCUCAUCACCCUAAACAAACCCACUUGGCUCAUAGUAACUGCCAACAUGUUUGUUGUCAUCCAUGUCAUUGGAAGCUACCAGCUAUAUGCAAUGCCGGUUUUUGACAUGAUCGAGACCGUGAUGGUUAAACAAUUGCGCUUCAAGCCAACUUGGCAGCUACGAUUUGUUGUGCGCAAUGUUUAUGUUGCAUUUACAAUGUUUGUGGGCAUUACGUUCCCUUUCUUUGGUGCCCUCCUCGGAUUUUUUGGAGGAUUUGCAUUUGCGCCAACAACAUACUUUCUCCCCUGUAUUAUCUGGCUUGCUAUUUACAAACCUAAGAAGUUCAGCUUAUCCUGGAUCACCAACUGGAUCUGCAUUAUAUUUGGCCUCCUACUCAUGAUUCUGUCACCAAUUGGUGGAUUAAGGAGUAUCAUACUCAAUGCCAAGAAUUAUGGGUUUUACCAAUGAGGGAGAAUGUGUUGAAAGAAAGGUGUUAAAGCGUGUGAUACUAGCACUUUUCUAACACUUAAUUGAAUCCAUUCUCCGCAAGAACCAUAGUUCAACUUUCAUUUUAUAAAUACUAUAAACAUGCAUGAAUAUAAAUGUGAGACUAUCUUUGCCAGUUCCUACUUUAUUUUUCUGCAAAACAAGGGAUCAAAAAGUAUGUUUGAAAUAAUAAAAAAUUGAAAUCAUGUUUGAUUA